Paramisgurnus dabryanus is the source of this 4335-nucleotide messenger RNA. It is a transcript of the gene rgs3b, whose product is annotated as regulator of G protein signaling 3b. Gene Ontology annotation, cellular component: plasma membrane; nucleus. The record is from RefSeq and is a predicted model, not a curated record. Gene Ontology annotation, molecular function: protein binding. NCBI's taxonomy places the organism in Eukaryota, Metazoa, Chordata, Actinopteri, Cypriniformes, Cobitidae.
UUUCUUUAGUUUGAAUUUUUGCGGCGGCACAUCUGGACCUCUCGGACUCUCAUACAAAAAUAAACUAGGACACAUUUGUGUUUAAAGAGAUGGACUAUGCAAGACAAAAUGCAAAAUAUAUGGAUAUCCGAGAAAGGAAAAGACUUGACAGGGAAUCCCUUUGGCUACAGGAUCCGUCUCUUCCUAAGGGACCGUCAUCAAAGAAGCCGUGCAGAGAAAGAACCGGUCUCCCAGAUGAGGUUCGAGGGAUGAGACACAACAGAUCUGUCAGGAACAAAAGGCCACUCGCUCAAAGUCAACAGGCAAACCUCACUGCCAGUAGACCAACUGAGAGUAACUGGGGCAACGCUGUGAGACAGAGUUCAACGUCACAGGUUAAAGUGGCUGCAGUGGUCAAAACCGCAGGCAAGACUGAUUCAGAAUCAGCUCCAAAAAAGAGAAGGAAGAUUCACCCUUCUGGUUUCAGAGGAAAAGGUCAGCUGAAACUGAUAGUAACUCCUGGCAAUGGACUGCUCUAUGUACAGAUUUUGGAGGCCAGGGCACUCAUGGGAAGAGAGUACAGACCAUGCGACUCAUAUGUAAAGAUAACCAUUGAUCCAGAUGUCGAUCACAGUAAGCGAUGGAAGACCAGGACCGUUAUAGACUGCAAGGCACCGGUAUUCAACGAGACCUUUGUGUUAGAUCUGGAUGAAGAUGAUGAAAAGAAGAGGCUGGUGGUAACAGCGUGGCAUCGCAGUCGGACUUCCAGGCGCAGUGAUUUCCUGGGCUGUAUGAGUUUUGGUGUCCGCUCUCUCAUCACCUCAUCCAAGGAGAUCAGAGGUUGGUAUUAUCUCCUGGGAGAAGAGCUGGGACGGAGCAAACAUCUGAAGGUGGCCUCACGUCGCAUCAGACAGACAGCCGAAGCCGCUGCGUCCAACUAUGAAGCUGGAGCCGAGAGCACACGUCCAGACAACAUGCAGUCAUUUACGGUGACCAUUUUAAGAGGAAAGGAUGGUUUCGGAUUCACCAUCUGCUCUGACUCACCUGUACGUGUCCAAGCUGUUGAUCCAGAUGGACCAGCCCACCAGGCCGGUUUACAACAGCUUGACACAUUAUUGCAAUUGAAUGGCCAGCCAGUAGAGCAUUGGAAGUGUGUGGACCUGGCCCAUGCCAUCAGGAACUGUCGAAAUGAGAUCACAGUAGUGGUAUGGAGGACAAUGCCCGUUAUGAAACCGUACUAUGAGGGACUCAUCCACAGGCCUUCCUACAAACCCUCCGGUUUCGAAACUGCCUCUUCUACCGUAAAGACCCAAAACAAAACACCGCCGUUGCUCUCUCGACCCACCAAUCACAAAUCGGGUCGCCGUAAGAAAGCAAGUGGGCCUGAGAACACAGGAAAUGGAGUAGGAGAAUCAUUGUGGUCUUGGACUGAAAAACGCGAGAACGACUACAAAACGCGCACACAGACCCUUAAAGGUACCCGAGUGACAUCAUCAAACGGCGACAACUACAUCAUCCUCUCACCUGUCAAUCCUGGAAAUCAGAUAUUGCAGCCUGUGUAUUCUGACUCUAAUGGAACGCUGGGAACUCUUGGAAGGAUCUAUCAGACUCAUCCGAACACAGGGCUGCGGCAGAGCCAGGGAUACCUGCAGGAUGGGGGACUGCAAGGUCAAGCGACUUUAUGUAGAACUAUCAGCGGUAAGACGACUACUAUGCCCCCCUCUUCCUACAGACAGAGCUUUGCCAACUACCAGAACUGCACCAUCGUCCAGUCCCACCUGCCACACUCCAACUACGGCACAUACGUCAGUCUGGCUCCAAAGAUUCUCAUCUUCCCUGUGUUUGUACAACCGUUGGAUCUGUGCAGCCCUGAGAGAAUCCUUAUGUUAUCGGAGGAAAUGACUCUUCACGACAGUAAACACAUUUGUCUUAAGGUAACAGUGUUCAUCUACACUGAUCUGAUGCUGUUGACCAGGGAAGAUGAACCGGGUCGCUGUAAUGUCCUGCAGAGUCCCCUCUACCUCCAUCAGAUACAACUGCAGGAUGUUCCCGCCGACAAACUACGGCUGUACAUCUCCUACUGGAUAGAGAGGACCGAGUGCCUGUUCAGUCUGGAAGCCUUUUCAGCCGAACAGAAGAGGAGAGUCGUCCAAUGUCUGAGAGACAAUAUUGACAAGCAGCUCGCCCUCAGAGACAGAUUAGGCCCUGAUCAGAUGCUGGAACCACAAGCAGCUGAACAGGCUGAUCUGGGGCUACUGGGCUUCGGCACUGCCAGCGUAUCAGAGCCCUGUUCUCCAUCAUGCCCGUCUGCUUCACCCAUUAUGAGAAGAGCCACCUGCAGCUCCACAGCCCAACGACUAUCUUUCCCGGAUCUUCACCGCAGCACUGGAGAUGCCAACCGAACCUCUCCCGCUUCACGCGACAGCUGCAAACCUGCCUACAUGGACACCUCCGAGAUCUGGAAAGAAAGGCGAAAGGAUGUGAAAACCGAGUCAGAGCUAGAAAAGAGGGAGCAGGGAGAAGGCGAAAGCGCUUCGGAGACCAUCAGCGUCGGUGCCAGACCCACGUCUUCCUCGUCCUCUUCGUCUCCGCUGAUCAUUCCCAAGUUGUGCCUCGAUCGCUCCUUCAACGCGGACGCUUCGACCUCACCGUCCACUGACGAUGACGAUGAGGAAGACGAAGAAGAUGAGGAGGAAGCGGACUGCGAUGAAGCUUUCCUGAAGAGGAGGAGUAUGGCGGAAGCCUCCCCGUCCUGUGGCCAGCAGGGCGGCGGGGGGUUGUGCGUGCAGAGGUCCCUCCAUAGGCGCACACACAGCGAGGGCAGUUUGCUCCAAGAGCCACGUUCGCCACGCUUCAUCUCCGAUCAGGCCAUCGACUGCAUCGAGGCCAAACGAGAACCUCAGGAGCGCUGGGCUGUUCCCUCCCCGCAGACUCUGAGGAAAGAGCUGACAAAGAACGGAGGGUCUGUCCACCAGAUAUGUCUGCUUUUCACUGGAAAGAGGGUUUGUGGGAAGCCAAACUGUAAAUGUGACACGGGAAAAAAUGGUCAGAAAAAGAAGAAAUCCAAGAACCUGGCCAAAGACAUGAAGAAUCGACUGACUUUCCUGCGGAAGAAGACCAACGACAGACAUGGAGGCAAUUCAGCCAGCAAGCUUGAGAAGGUCCUCAAGUCAGAGAAACCGACUCCAGAGGAAGUUCUCAAAUGGGCAGAUUCACUCGACGCACUGCUGUCGAACAAAUAUGGCCUGGCGGUUUUCCGUUGUUUCCUGCAAACAGAGUUUAGUGAAGAGAAUCUGGAUUUCUGGCUGGCGUGUGAGGACUUCAGGAAAAUCAAAUCGCUGUCCAAAAUGGCAUCUAAAGCAAAGAAGAUAUUUACAGAGUACAUUUCUAUACAGUCUUGUAAAGAGGUAAAUCUGGACUCGUACACCCGAGAGCACAUCAAGGAGAACAUGGAGAACAUCUGUUCAGACUGCUUUGACCUGGCACAGAGCAGAAUCUUUGGACUAAUGGAAAGAGACUCGUACCCUCGAUUCCUCCGCUCCGACAUUUACAUGGAACUAACCAAUCAAAAGAGACCCAGUUCAACCACAGAUUUCUCAUAAAGCUAUGAAAACCAUCCGUAGACCUGUAAACGCUCAGAUGUGGUCAUAACACAGUUGAGUAUAAAUCAAAUGGAUUGGGUGCAUCUACAAUCCCACCACGUCGAGCACAGUGAAGAGCUCAGUCUGAAGGGAUCAUUUACUGCGUGGACAAAUUGUUUUUGAACGAUUCAGUGGUGCACCCUGCUGGAUGGUUGUGGGAAUAAGAUGGUGAUGUAAGUGUUUGGAUCGUGCCCGAGCGCCUGGAAACCUGAAUCUUCGGUCAUCGUCUUGUUCGUAGAGGGUGCGGAGCGUGUUAGGUGUCGCCGCAAUUUGGUACUGUUUUGUUUAGCUUUACCAAGACCUCAGUGUACACCAGAAAACACACAGUAUUAAAUUGUAUUUUGAGAUAAUGCUGAAAAUAAGUAUUAAUGUCCUUUUAACUGGAAGGCGGUCGAAACAAUGCAUACAGUAUAAGAGAUAACAGUCUGUUUUGUUUUAUCUUAAAAAGAGACAUUAGCAGUUCUGCAUAGAAAUAAGAAUAACCUUUAAGCUAGGACUUUAAACAAACCAUUGUUUUUAUAGACCUUUAAUAUUAAUCUGGAAAAAACUUUUUUUUUCUAUAAAAGAUAAACUGGUAACAUUUCGUAAUUUUUUUUUAUAGUGAGCCCCUUGACUCUAACCCCUUCACGUUUCAUAUGUGCAAUAUGUAGUUUGAAGAACUUAUUCAAGGAUACAGAAUUCACAUUUACAUAUAUAUAUAUAUAUAUAUAUAUAU